This is a messenger RNA of Penicillium odoratum, 291 nucleotides long. RefSeq lists its product as uncharacterized. NCBI's taxonomy places the organism in Eukaryota, Fungi, Ascomycota, Eurotiomycetes, Eurotiales, Aspergillaceae. The transcript has 4 exons. Bases 1 to 291 code for a protein of 96 amino acids. The record is from RefSeq and is a predicted model, not a curated record.
AUGUGGAGGUUUGCGGAGGACUGCAACCUGCUUGUUGUAACGGAACUUGUGCAGAUCUGUCAUCCAGCAUUCAACGUUGUGGAGGAUGCAAUACAACAGUGUGCAAUGGUAAACUACCCGCCUGUUGUUCUGGCCAAUGCGCAGAUCUUAUCUCAUCUGCUACAAACUGUGGAACUUGUGGAACCAAUUGCACGGGAACCGAUCCUGCAUGCUGCCAAGGCAUAUGUUCCGACCUUUCUUCUGAUAUUUCUCAUUGUGGUGGUUGCAACAGCUCCCCCUGCACGGGAAUGA